CUCGAUUGGAUCAAAGAUCACACCAACAGGAGCAAAGCUUGAGAGUUGAAACGAUGCCUUCUCUCUCUCUCUCUCUCUCUCUCUCUCUCUCUCUCUUAAGUAAUAAUCUCUAGAGAGAGAAAGUUAAAGCUUUAUUUCCAUCUAUAUCCUAUCCAUUUCUUUCUCUCUGCUCCCCGGGAUUCUCUCCGCCGUCGAUUUCAUCCUUAUCAUUGUCGUCGCCACCGACAGCUGUAGGGCCCUUAAUUUUUCUUCUUAUAAAAAAUUUUUGAGGGAAUUUUUCGUUUUUUUGUUUUUCUUGGCCAUUAAAGGGUUAGGGUUUUUGAUUGCUAUAGAUAGAGAAAGUUUGGGGUUUGCGAUAUUAUGGAACCGCGUGUCGGCAACAAGUUUCGUCUCGGUCGCAAGAUCGGUAGCGGAUCAUUUGGAGAGAUCUAUCUUGGUACUAAUAUUCAAACAAAUGAGGAAGUUGCAAUUAAGCUUGAAAAUGUCAAGACAAAGCAUCCUCAAUUGUUGUAUGAGUCAAAGCUAUAUAAAAUUCUGCAAGGAGGAACUGGAAUUCCAAAUGUUAGAUGGUUUGGUGUUGAAGGGGACUAUAAUGUCCUUGUGAUGGAUUUACUUGGACCAAGUCUUGAAGAUUUGUUCAACUUUUGCAGUAGGAAACUGUCUCUCAAGACUGUUCUGAUGCUUGCAGACCAAAUGAUUAAUCGCGUUGAAUUUGUUCACUCCAAAUCAUUUCUCCAUCGAGAUAUUAAGCCCGACAACUUCCUAAUGGGUUUAGGGAGGCGUGCAAAUCAGGUGUAUAUCAUUGACUUCGGUCUGGCUAAGAAGUACAGAGACACUUCAACUCAUCAGCAUAUACCUUAUAGAGAAAAUAAGAAUUUAACGGGAACUGCAAGAUAUGCUAGCAUGAAUACUCAUCUUGGAAUUGAACAAAGCCGCAGGGAUGAUUUAGAAUCGCUUGGAUAUGUUCUAAUGUACUUUUUAAGAGGAAGUCUUCCUUGGCAAGGACUUAAAGCAGGCACCAAGAAGCAAAAGUAUGAAAAGAUCAGUGAGAAGAAAGUGUCAACCCCUAUUGAGACCUUAUGUAGGGGUUAUCCUACAGAAUUUGCAUCCUACUUCCAUUACUGUCGGUCACUGCGUUUUGAUGACAAGCCAGAUUAUGCUUACCUGAAGAGGCUUUUCCGUGAUCUUUUUAUUCGUGAAGGUUUCCAGUUUGACUAUGUCUUCGAUUGGACAAUUUUGAAAUAUCAGCAAUCCCAGAUUGCUAAUCCUCCUACUCGUGCACUUGGUCCUGGUGCUGGACCAAGUUCUGGCAUGCCUCCUGCUGGUGCAAAUGUUGACAGGCUGACAGGCGGGGAAGAAGGUAGAUCUGGUUGGCCUUCAGCAGAUCCCUCCAGAAGGAGAAAUUCUGGACCAAUCACAACCUCUGGAAAUUUAUCCAAACAAAAAGGUCCUGUUGCAAGUGAUCUACCCUCGUCCAAAGAUGCUAUUUUAUCCAGCUCAAAUUUCCUGCGGUCAAGUGGAACAUCAAGGCGACCUGCCAUUUCUAGUAGUCGUGAUGCAGCAGUUAUAGGGAAUGACUCUGAACCAACUCGCACUCGGACAACAGAUGUAAGCCCUGCAGUUAAAGUUUCCAGUGGUCAAAGAAGUUCACCGAUUGUUUCUGCAGAGCAAAAGAAUUCGACUUCUGGGAGAACAUCGACAAAUAUAAAAACUUUUGAAUCAACUCUUCGAGGAAUUGAAAGCCUGCACUUCAACAAUGAAGAGAGGAUACAAUAUUAGCGAACCCCAAUCUCAACUCUCCGGCUGUAAAUUUAGAAUCGUAUACUAUUGUCACGUAUGUGAAAAUGGAAUGUGUUAUCUCUCUCCAUAUGUUUACAAGCUGCUAACCGGCACAAUGCAUAUGCUAUCUAAUUCGGUUUCUUGUUUUGAAUUUGAUACAUCAGCACAGAUAUAAUAGAGUUGAGGUACCAACUGAUAGAAUAUGUAUAGCAACACGUUGCCAAUAUCAGUUUCAAAUUCUAUAAUAGAACAACAGAGCUUGUUGCUAUUUUUACUCUCUUAAAAUGAAUAUUAUUAGAAAGAA
This is a messenger RNA of Jatropha curcas, 2083 nucleotides long. The record is from RefSeq and is a predicted model, not a curated record. Lineage: Eukaryota; Viridiplantae; Streptophyta; Magnoliopsida; Malpighiales; Euphorbiaceae.